UGUUGGCGUCGGAGCUGUGCCGCGGUUCUCCCACUCUGCAGCAGCGACGAUUAUAUGUUGUCUCACAUCACCGGGGAUUAAUGACGUAGCAAGAAGAUUCUUGGAAACUCGCCUCUAAUAAGCCAUCCUCCAGCUUGACCUUCCUGAGUUACUAAUAACUCGUGUAUGUUGCGUGUAGGCAGAGUUAACAUCAGAGCUAACGGCGAUGAGUUUUUGGAGUGGAUGGUGGUGGUGGGUGGUAGCAGUGUGCCAGACUGUGGUGGGGGCGAGUAUAGUGGUGCUGCUGCUGCCGCUGGUGGUACCCUGCUUGCUGCUGUUAUGGGCGUGGCGGUGUAUUGCGCUGUUGCUGGUGAUGGCGACCCACAAACGUGUGGUGCACGUAGCCUCUGGGAUGGAGGCACUGUUUGCCCUGGACUCAGAAAGUGCAAGGGCAGUGAUCAGCGGAGUGACAGUACUGCGAGGAAAGGUAAAGGUGGCCACUGUCCGAAAGCUUCUAGCUGAGCGAAUCACUGACGUCCGUGAUGACCGUGGCUGCUACAGACACCCGAAGUUCAGGCAGGUGUUGGAGAAACGCUGCGGAGUGGUGGUGUGGAUGUGGGAAGGCAACUUCCACGUAGACAGUCAUGUGCGAGAGUUACGAGUAAACUGUCGCCCGCGAUACUUCCAGGAUGAAGACGACAUAAGAAAAGAAAUGAGCGCCCGUGCUAACCUUCCCUUCGUGCGUGGCCAGUCCAGAUGGGAGGUCCUUGUAGCUCCUGUGAGAAGAUUUGGCGUUCCCGAGAACUGCUGUAAGGAGUGGACUCACACAGCGGUGAUAGUGAGGCUGCACCACGCCCUGGGCGACGGCCGCUCAAUGGUGGGUCUCAUAGUGUCAGCACUGGUCGACCCUCCCUUGUCUGACCCGAGACCCUCACCUGUAGCCCGCCCCUCCAGGGCCGGCUGUAUCUUCCGUGCUGCCCGCUUCCUGUGGUCGCUGUGUCACCUGCCGUGGGUGGUAGUAAGGGUACUCACACGGGGCGACGCCUCGGUGUUGCAUGGUUCCAAACUUGGGGGAGAGAAGUUCCUUGCUUGGUCUCCGCCACUCUCUUUGGCCGCCCUUAAACACGGGCGUGCUCUAGCGGGUGUCUCCGUCAACGACCUUCUGCUGGCAGGCCUUGCUGCAGCGCUCAACAGGUACUUCAAGGACGAGGGGGUCGACGUGCCACCACAGGUUAUGGCCGUGUUACCUGUGGAUGUGACGGCCCCAGGUACACCCAUCUCCCUCGCGAACCGCAUCUCUCUCUGCACUGUGCCACUGCCUACCUGCAGAAUGUCUCGCACCAGCCGCCUGAUGACGGUCCAUCGCCGCCUCAACAUCCUUAAGGGAUCUCCUGAUAUUUUGGUUAACUACCUCGCCCUUGACCUCAUCUCCAACCUUCUACCAACGCCUCUGGCUCGACGGGCUCUCUCUACCCACGGGGUCACCAUGGUUGCUUCCAACAUGCCUGGUCCAAGGGAGCAAAUCCACCUGUUUGGGGAGCCGGUUGACGACAUCAUGUUCUGGAUACCCAACAAAAGUCGAACAGGUCUGGGGGUGUCCAUGUUGAGCUACUGCGGAAUCGUUCGCCUGGGGCUCAACGUCGACUCAGCUCUCAUACCAACGAUGAGUCUGGCGCAGCAGCUGUUGGACCAUACUACCAUAGAGGUCAACAACACCUUAGUUGAACUGAUGCCCAUCAAAGACACGAAACCAGAAGAGCUCCACUGCCCCCUUCACUGUGAACUGCAGCUCAUAGAUAACGACAGCUGCAGCAGUGAAGUGUCGCACGUGGUCACUCACAGCACAGAUGAGUAUGAUAACGAGCCGGAUAGAAGAGUAUUAUCAAGUGACUAUUCGGAGAUGCAAUACAGUUCCGACACGAGGAUAAUCUGCGAUUCUUUCAGUUCUCUCGGCAGUAAUUGUGACUGUGCCUCUGAGGAUCAACAUCUCCUGGGAGGAGACUUAAGAAAAAGUAAAUCACAAUCAUUGGUAAAGGCCGGCUUGGAAUCGCCAAACAGAUUUCUCAAUAAUUUUCAACACAGGUUCGUGCAGAGUGACAUCAACCUGAAAUUUACGGACAAUGAUCAAGUUCAGGACAGAUGAAACUAAGUCCAGGUACUUAUCCUAAUUACGUUUUCCAGUGAGAGCCACAAGGUGAGUGCCAUUUUUCUCCUUUGUAUCUACGUUUUAGUUCAGGUGUUAAGGGGAAAUGCUCGCAAUGGAUAGUGGUUGAGCCGACAUUGUGUUCAGUACUCAAGAAGUUUCCUUUUACCUGGAAGGAGAAGAAAUAAUAAUCUAAAGGUAGAUGAAAACACCUAAAUGGACUGUAUUUGGAAGAAAAAAAACUACAGUUUUAGGAAUUGAAAGGAAGACGUGUGCAGAAAGUGAAAUUCUCUGCCAUAGGGUGCAAGUAAUACACCGUGAGAAGAUGGAGGACUAUUUUAAAGUUUUCUCAAGAACGUGUUGACAAGAGAGGUGGAGUAAUAUAAUAUGAGCUUCCACAUUACCUUUCUUGCAACUCAAUUGCAUCUACCUGUGAUUAUAUUUUAUAUAAUUCUAAAUUUCUAUCUUUGCACUAUUUUCACUCUGAUACUCGGGAAAUAUAAAAGAAAAUCAUGAAUUGCCGAACUAACUUGGAACUUGCAAAUCAGAGGGAGAACUUGACAGACGCCAUCCAAGUAUAAUAUUACGUGCACGAGUUACAUGACUGUGAUGGUCGAGAACCAUGUAUCCUUAAUUAAACUUGACAUUAUGUAUAUAAGUAAUGAGGAGCAGCAGACUUACGGGACCUCGAAAUACUCAAGAGUUAUAUAGAACACCGAGGAAUGGUUUUUGAAUUAAUAUUAAAAUUACUCCGAUA
Homarus americanus (American lobster) is the source of this 2879-nucleotide messenger RNA. RefSeq names its product probable diacyglycerol O-acyltransferase tgs1. Gene Ontology annotation, molecular function: diacylglycerol O-acyltransferase activity; long-chain-alcohol O-fatty-acyltransferase activity. Gene Ontology annotation, biological process: triglyceride biosynthetic process. Gene Ontology annotation, cellular component: plasma membrane. The record is from RefSeq and is a predicted model, not a curated record. Lineage: Eukaryota; Metazoa; Arthropoda; Malacostraca; Decapoda; Nephropidae. The transcript is spliced from 5 exons. The coding region runs from base 206 to 2122 and encodes 638 amino acids.